Messenger RNA from Callithrix jacchus (white-tufted-ear marmoset), 14055 nucleotides. RefSeq names its product POU class 2 homeobox 1 (gene POU2F1). Lineage: Eukaryota; Metazoa; Chordata; Mammalia; Primates; Cebidae. The record is from RefSeq and is a predicted model, not a curated record. Gene Ontology annotation, biological process: regulation of transcription by RNA polymerase II. Gene Ontology annotation, molecular function: RNA polymerase II cis-regulatory region sequence-specific DNA binding; DNA-binding transcription factor activity, RNA polymerase II-specific. Gene Ontology annotation, cellular component: nucleus.
AAAAAGAGGAACUUUUUCAUGCUUCAGUUGCCUUGACAAUGUCAGUCCUAGCUGGUAGGAGAGACUAAAACUCCUCUGAGCAACUGAAGUUUCCUUAUUCAGUUGAAGAUUGCUAUGGUGUAACAGAAGUUGAUUUUGCUUUUCCCCUUAAUCCACUUUCCACCCUACCCACUCCCCCCUUUUCUCUUAAGAACAUAGUGUAGAUUUGUUAGAAAUAGUAGUACCUUCUUUCCCCACCCCAAAUCGCUACCUGUUUCUUCCUUGUUUGGACUCUCUGCUCCUCUAGAAGAUUUCACAGCAAUGCUGGACUGCAGUGACUAUGUUCUAGACUCAAGAAUGAACAAUCCGUCAGAAACCAGUAAACCAUCUAUGGAGAGUGGAGAUGGCAACACAGGCACACAAACCAAUGGUCUGGACUUUCAGAAGCAGCCUGUGCCUGUAGGAGGAGCGAUCUCAACAGCCCAGGCGCAGGCUUUCCUUGGACAUCUCCAUCAGGUCCAACUCGCUGGAACAAGUUUACAGGCUGCUGCUCAGUCUUUAAAUGUACAGUCUAAAUCUAAUGAAGAAUCGGGGGAUUCACAGCAGCCAAGCCAGCCUUCCCAGCAGCCUUCAGUGCAGGCAGCCAUUCCCCAAACCCAGCUUAUGCUAGCUGGAGGACAGAUAACUGGGCUUACUUUGACGCCCGCCCAGCAACAGUUACUACUCCAGCAGGCACAGGCACAGGCACAGCUGCUGGCCGCUGCAGUACAGCAGCACUCUGCCAGCCAGCAGCAUAGCGCUGCUGGGGCCACCAUCUCCGCCUCUGCUGCCACACCCAUGACGCAGAUCCCCCUGUCUCAGCCCAUACAGAUCGCACAGGAUCUUCAACAACUGCAACAGCUUCAACAGCAGAAUCUCAACCUGCAACAGUUUGUGUUGGUGCAUCCAACCACCAAUUUGCAGCCAGCGCAGUUUAUCAUCUCACAGACGCCCCAGGGCCAGCAGGGUCUCCUGCAAGCGCAAAAUCUUCUAACGCAACUACCUCAGCAAAGCCAAGCCAACCUCCUACAGUCGCAGCCAAGCAUCACCCUCACCUCCCAGCCAGCAACCCCAACACGCACAAUAGCAGCAACCCCAAUUCAGACACUUCCACAGAGCCAGUCAACACCAAAGCGAAUUGAUACUCCCAGCUUGGAGGAGCCCAGUGACCUUGAGGAGCUUGAGCAGUUUGCCAAGACCUUCAAACAAAGACGAAUCAAACUUGGAUUCACUCAGGGUGAUGUUGGGCUUGCUAUGGGGAAACUAUAUGGAAAUGACUUCAGCCAAACUACCAUCUCUCGCUUUGAAGCCUUGAACCUCAGCUUUAAGAACAUGUGCAAGUUGAAGCCACUUUUAGAGAAGUGGCUAAAUGAUGCAGAGAACCUCUCAUCUGAUUCGUCCCUCUCCAGCCCAAGUGCCCUGAAUUCUCCAGGAAUUGAGGGCUUGAGCCGUAGGAGGAAGAAACGCACCAGCAUAGAGACCAACAUCCGUGUGGCCUUAGAGAAGAGUUUCUUGGAGAAUCAAAAGCCUACCUCGGAAGAGAUCACUAUGAUUGCUGAUCAGCUCAACAUGGAAAAAGAGGUGAUUCGUGUUUGGUUCUGUAACCGCCGCCAGAAAGAAAAAAGAAUCAACCCACCAAGCAGUGGUGGGACCAGCAGCUCACCUAUCAAAGCAAUUUUCCCCAGCCCGACUUCACUGGUGGCGACCACACCAAGCCUUGUGACUAGCAGUGCAGCAACUACCCUCACAGUCAGCCCUGUCCUCCCUCUGACCAGUGCUGGUGUGACGAAUCUUUCAGUUACAGGCACUUCAGACACCACCUCCAACAAUACGGCAACCGUGAUUUCCACAGCACCUCCGGCUUCCUCAGCAGUCACAUCCCCCUCUCUGAGUCCCUCCCCUUCUGCCUCGGCCUCCACCUCCGAGGCAUCUAGUGCCAGUGAGACCAGCACAACACAGACCACCUCCACUCCUUUGUCCUCCCCUCUUGGGACCAGCCAAGUGAUGGUGACAGCAUCAGGUUUGCAAACAGCAGCAGCUGCUGCCCUUCAAGGAGCUGCACAAUUGCCAGCAAAUGCUAGUCUUGCUGCCAUGGCAGCUGCUGCAGGACUAAACCCAGGCCUGAUGGCACCCUCACAGUUUGCGGCUGGAGGUGCCUUACUCAGUCUGAAUCCAGGGACCCUGAGCGGUGCUCUCAGCCCAGCUCUAAUGAGCAACAGUACACUGGCAACUAUUCAAGCUCUUGCUUCUGGUGGCUCUCUUCCAAUAACAUCGCUCGAUGCAACUGGGAACCUGGUAUUUGCCAAUGCAGGAGGAGCCCCCAACAUUGUGACUGCCCCUCUGUUCCUGAACCCUCAGAACCUCUCUCUGCUCACCAGCAACCCUGUUAGCUUGGUCUCUGCUGCCGCAGCCUCUGCAGGGAACUCUGCACCUGUAGCCAGCCUUCACGCCACCUCCACCUCCGCUGAGUCCAUCCAGAACUCUCUCUUCACAGUGGCUUCUGCCAGCGGGGCUGCAUCAACCACCACCACCGCCUCCAAGGCACAGUGAGCUGGGUGGAGCUGGGCUGCCAGAAGCCUUUUUCACUCUGCAGUGUGAUUGGACUGCCAGCCAGGUUAAUAAACUGAAAAAUGUGAUUGGCUUCCUCUCACCGUGUUGUGAGGGCAAAGGAGAGAAGGGAGAAAAAUAAAACACAUACCAGAAAAAAAAGAAAGGAUGGAGAUGGGACAUUUGCCUAAUUUUGUAAUAAAACACUGUCUUUUCAGGAUUGCUUCAUGGAUUGGAGAACUUUCUAACCAAAAAUUAAAAAAAAAAAAAAAAAGAAACAAAAAAUCAAAAACAAACAAAAAUAAGUGAAAGGACUACUUAUCAUUUCCAGCAGUCAUGAUGACAAGUUAAGGUGAGUUACCAAUUCCAGUAUAGGAAGGGGAUUUCUUGUUUGUCUAAAUUUCUUUUUUUCUUAAAAAAAAAUCAUUUUUAUGGGUCUGUUGUACAGGCCAUUAAGUCAUAACAAGGUGUUUAUAAUCGUAUCAAUUGUGUUGGGGGUUCCUUUCUUAACUGGUACAAUUUAGGCAGGCCUGUAUUACUGUAUCUCUAUUAUUGUUGUUGUUAUUGUUUCAUAUAUAUAUAUAUAUAUGUAUAUGUAUGUAUGUGUAUAUAUAUAUAUAUAUAUAUAUAUAUAUAGUUUGGACAUGUUUAUUAUCUCUCGCUCCUGGAUCCUAUUUCAGUGAGCUCCCACACUGUGGGGAGGGAGGGUUUUAGGGUAAGGGGAGACUUCUGUUCUUAACUUCGGGGAAUGUUCUUGCUGGUUUCCUUAUCCUUGAUGACUCUUACAGAGGUGCUAGAAAAUUAUUUUCUUUUGCCACUUAUGCAAGAGGCUUGGUGCAGAAGCUGAAGGCAGUGUGUGCAAACACUCCCAUUCCACACACGCCCCUUCCCCUCCCCACAUCAGGUGGUGCCUUUGGAGCACUUUUGUGUAGGAAGAAAUUCCUGCUGAACUGUAGCUCUCACUCACCCCCAAAUCAUUGAAUGACCCUGAGGCCCAGAUCCUGUGGUGCAACAGUGCUGCUUUCUGCUACUUUCAAUGGGAACAGCUGUACAUGUUGCAGGGCAGGAUUUGGUUCCGAAGAGCAAAGACUACUGCAGACACCUGACUUGGUGGUUCUCCUGAUUUCUUAUCUCCUGAAAAAAUGCUCCUACUGUUGGUGUGUUUGUUUGUUUGUUCCAUUUUGUGGAAGUUUUUAUCCAAACUUUCUUUAACUUGGCCAAGACAAAAACUGAUUUAUUGAAAUUGGGAAACUUUUCCCUUCUUUUAUUUUCUAAAGGAAUUCAACUAAACUUAUUUUCCAUCAAUAAUAUAUACAAAAGAGGUGUGAUGAGAAGAGUCAAAAGUUACCACUUUUUCCUCUAGAGAGCCACAGACUUCCUUUCCACUGGAUGGCUUAUAAAUUCCUCUAACCCUAAGAUUCCUCUUGGUUCUCUAACUAAAGGAGGCACUUACUAGCCAGGCUGGGAUCUGUAGAACCUUUGAAGAAGGACUUUGAGCAGGAACUUUGCACACACCUUAAGUGUCUCCUUGGUUUGUUCGUGAUGCUCCUGCUAGGUAGGGCUAAAUGGCAAUACACAUCUCUUUAUUCAAAGUAGAAAGUGAUUAGCUCCUGUAAUUACUUUCAGGGUAUUUCUAGACUAUAUAAAUGAGCCCAUUGAAAAGGAAGAGCUUGUGAAAGUGGAUAAAGAGGAAUAAGGGUAACUUAGGGAUUAAAUUCCCCUCUUUGUCAGUGUACUGUUAUUAUGCCAUCUGUACCAAAAAAAAAAAAAAAUUCCAAAAGACUGGAUCACUGCCGUGCAGUUCAUCUAAGUUCCCCUUCUUAUUGGAGAUAAAGGUUCCCAUUUGGUGUCUGGGGGGCUUGCUUAAAUCUCUGGUGGUCCCAAGACUGCACUUUUUCUCCCUUUCAAGCUGGGGAUGUAGAGAGAACUUACAGGUGAUUUUUGUUCUGAUGGCUUUGUUUGUGUUUACAGGGGAGCUUGGAUUCUGUGUAUUUGUCUCUCUUUACCAUUGUCCAGAAAGGCAGUAAAUACAGACACAAUGUGUACUUGGUGUGUGAUUCAAGUGGGAGACAUUCUGUUAAAAGGUCAGAAACAUUUUAGUCCCCUUUAAAUUUUUUUUAGUAUUUUUUCUAUCUUGUUUUAUUUCACAAAGUAUUUAAUUACCACCCCUAAAUUUCCUCCUGUUACCCUUCACCUUCCCUAAAAUCCUUCCAAAAUCAGUGAACUGCAAGCAGGGAAACUAACAAAUAUCCAUUCACCCUUUUGUGUUGUGUGUUUUUUAUGUUUUAUUUUGUUUUUUAACUAAGCUUGAACCAAAGUCAAUUUUUAGCAAGCUGCUGUACUAAUGGACUAGUUUAUAACGUGCAGUUCAGACACAUCGAGGAGAUAGAUGCUACUGACAAUUUCUUUUUCAUUUGUCUUUGUUAAUUUUAUAUAAAAGUUGCUGCUUGUUUUUAAUCUUUUAUGUUGGUAAAUUGUAAUAUCCUCUGGGCAGACAUUAACACUUGAUGUUUAGUUUAUUAGGUUGGUGUGUAAAUAGAAUGACAAUGUCAGUUACUAAUUUCUCUCCUCUCCCUCUCCAUGUAGUUUUUCUCUGUUGUAGUUAAAUUUAAUCUUCUAUCCUGACUUGACAUUUAGUCUGUGCAAAUGAUUUGAGGGCUAUCAGCAAUGCUGUAGCUGCCCAUAGUAAUGAGUCCCUCCCUUGGGAGUGGUGAAACUUAGAAGGAUUCAGGGAGGGAAUUGCUGAUACCCACUAUACUGGAUUAGAAGUUAUAGCAUUAAUUUCUCAAAAUUGCUACCAAAGGAAGUGUGGAGUCCCAAGGGACUCAAGCUCAGUGAGUUAAGAGAAAGGGCAAGGAAAGGCUAUUUGGGUUUUUUCCCCCACAUAUAGUUUAGAAAAUGAUCUCUUCCCCAAACAAAAUUCACCAACAGACUUCAAUAUUAGAAAAGAUACCAAGUUUUAAAUGUCAAUACAAUGGUCUUUUAUUCCCUGCCUUGUCUGUAUUUUCUACUCAAUUUGGGAUUAGGGGAUUCUGCUUUUUUUAUGUGAAGCACUUGAUGAUGGUAGACCAGCGUAAAAGAUCUGUUUAAAAGGAGAAAUAAUCUUUAGGCAAAGAGAAAUCUUUAGAUAAAAGUAAAAUUUUAUCUCUUUUACUUAUUUAAAAAUAAGUGAAAUGAAAGGUACAUUUACACAUGUACACAUGCAACACUAAUAUAUAUAGGUUUUUGGUUGGUGUUUAGUUUAAAAUCAACUCCCUGUCCACCAUCCCUAGAUAUUCUACUGAUCAUAUUGCUUCAUGAACACCUUAGUCAUUUUUCACUUCGUGUUUUCUUUUUUAUUUUUUUUAAUCAUGUCAAGAAAUGCAUUUGGAAUUGAAUGAACUAUCUUCUAGGCUAAGGUACUCAAACUGAACUUUUGGCCAUCCUUCACAGGAGAGCCUGGAAACUAAAGGGGGCCAGGGGCCAUUUGACCAAAAAGAGGUGUUUGGUGGAGUAUCUGCAUUUCAAAGAAGAAAGCCAGAUAGGUCAUCACAAUUCAUUGUAUCAUUCUGAUUUUUUUCCCUUUAAUGUUUAUGCAAAUUUUAUUUUAUAUUUCUGAAUUUGGUUAGCACAUACUAAGCCAAAGACUAAUUCUAAAUGCAUUUAUAGUGAAUACUAUAUAUGCCCAUGGUAAUGGGUCCUCUCUAAGGAGUGGUGAAUGUAAUUGUGUGAAUCCUGCUUAUCACAAGUGGUGCAAUUUGGUCAUAAACUUUAUUUAUAUCCUGUAUACAUCUGAAGAACAGAGCAGAAAGACCUAAAAAAGGGCUUCUCAUAGGAACAAUAUUAGUAUAUUGUUCUAAGGAAUAAGUUGAGUGCUGUAUUAGUUUCAGUGUUUCUGAAGUUCUAGGCAGCAUUUUAAAAUUAAGAAAAACAUUGUGUAUAUCCAUUAACUGAUAAAAUAUACACAUCCUUUCAUUUGUUAUCAGAAACAUGAGUACUAUUCCAAUUUAUUCAGCUUGUUACUCGAGAAAUGGAACCAAAGGAAUGCAACUUUGAUCUUGUAUAGAACUAUACCUAUUUAUACUUCAUGCUAGCAUUAUAAGAAAUCAAUCUUUUUUGUUUUAAAAAAGGGAAGAUAAAAUUAAAGAUUCUUAGUGAGAUUAUCUUGCCAAUUUGUUUUACAUCUCUCAUUCAUUGUUGGGGAAAAAAGCACAACUAUACCUCUUUAAUGUUACUUUCUUCCAUUAUCCCUCAUUUAUUUGGAAAGAUAAGGGAAACCUUGUCUGUAUUAUCCAGAAGCACAGAUGUUUGCUUAACACAAUAUUUAAAUUCAGCCCAAUCUUUAACAUUAAACAGUUUCCUUUUUCACUUGCUGGGAAAGUUGGAUACAUUGGCAAGUAUAGGGAAUUCAUGUCAAUUUUUAUUUUAUUUAUUUAUUUAUUUAUUUUUCGAGACGGAGUCUCACUCUGUUUCCCAGGCUGGAGUGCAAUGGCACAAUCUCAGCUCACUGCAGCCUCCACCUCCUGGGUUCAAGCGAUUCUCCUACCUCAGCCUCCCGAGUAGCUGAGAUUACAGGUGGCCACCACCGUGCCCAGCUAAUUUUUGUAUUUUUACUAGAGACGGGUUUCACCAUGUUGGCCAGGCUGAUUUUAAACUCCUGACCUCAGGUGAUCCACGGGCCUUGGCCUCCCAAAGUGCUGGGGUUACAGGUGUGAGCCACCGCCCUGUCCUCAUGUCAAUUUUUUAAGUGAUAAAUCCUGGUAUUAUACAUUGCAAUUAGUGUAGAAUAAAUGGUUGGCUUACAGAGCUCUCUGUCCGUAGUCUAAAGCUGUUCCCAAACCAGGUCAUCCUCACGAAACAUUUUUGACCAAGAAGAAAGAUAAGGUCAUUGAGAUAGAAAGACAGAGAAACCUCUUGCUUUUGUUUCUUCCCAAGAAGGGAAAAGCCCUGCCAGGGAGAAGUCAGUAGUAUCACUGACUUACCCUAUCACUGAGUGUAGGGUGUGGUAGCAAGGAGGAGGCAGGGACGUUGUGCUGACCGCUGGCUCUGGCCUGGUUCUUGGGAAGCCUUCCAAAGACCAGUCUGCAGUUUGAGGAAGGGCCCCCAACAAUUCAUUUGGAGAACUUGGCCAAGUGUUUUCUCAUUAAAUCAGCAUCUCAACUUGAUGAAUUUAAGGUUUUUUAUUCUUCAAAUCCUGUUUAUUAGAGUUGAAAACAUUAAAAGAUGACUAAUACUAAUGGAAAAAAAUACUAAAGACCCAAAAUUUAAAAUUUUCCAAAAUAGACAAGACAAUGGGUUAAUUCGCUCGUAAUGGAUAUGAGUUCACGUUUAUGUGAGUGUGUGUGAAAAGCAUUUAAUGUGUGAUGCUGUUCAUAGCCCUGGCUGUUGGACUCAUUUUCAGUUUUCUAGCAUUUUGAGAAUGACACUUUAUAAAAUGGUAAAUCUUUCUUAGCAUUUACCUUCACUUUUGAGAAGGGAAAAAAAUCCUUCUUUGCUGUUUCUGUAAGAAGAAUAACUAAGAUCAGCUAUAGGUUUGCAUGGAUGGUGUACACAAUACAAAUGUAAUCUUCGACAGGAAUAGGAUAAAUUGCCUUCAUCAUAAAGGCUAAUCAUCUAUUUCUUCAUUCAAAGACAUUAAAUAGGACACCCCUGAGAUUUCCAGUAAGGUAUUUUAAAGGAUCCCACUGGGUGGGAGGGCAGGGAAUAUGUUUUUUCUCAGAAUUGUCCAGUUUGUACCCAGUUUUCUAUAUGGUUUUUGAACUGUAGCUUUUUAAAUUUUUUUUGUAGUUUCUUCUAACUCUCCUUAUUCUUUAAGUAGUUUCUUGUUUUGGCCCUUCUACUCUUGGCCUUUGCUAAAACCAGUAAACGUGAGUGAAUUUUGUGUUGGUUAUGUAAUCUGGAUCUCCUUUCCUUCCCUUCUUUCUCUUGUUGAAUGGUGGUACCUUAAUUUGGGUAACAGCUAGCUUCUGGCACCUUCAUAAAAUACCUCAGAAUAGCUUAGCAUUGUUGCAAAACUGGUUUUAAACUAAAAACCAAAUAAAAGAAAAAACUUUAUAAAUAGUGGAAGUAAUUCUAGCUGUAGCAUUUAGUUGAACUAAUGUUUAUUACAAUUGAUAAACAUGAUUGAUGCUGUAUGUAUUUGGGAUCCUGUUUAUAGGUUACAAUUUAUAGGGUUAGGGAGGGUUGGGUGGGGGAAGAGGAGAAGUUGAUUAUGUUAGAAGGAAAAUGUUGCUCGUGUGUGUGUUUGUUUUUUCUUAUAUCUGUCUUGCCAAAGGAAACUUGAUUUUCCCUGUGAUUGGCUUUGGCCUCUCUGUGGUCUGAUCUGCAGCAGUGUGUGGUGGCAUGCAGGUAACAUAUGGGAUAUCCAGUAGGUUCAGGGAACCUGAGGGUGCAUUUACAUCCCUUCCUGUGGUUGCCCAUGCCCCCUAGACCCUGCCAACCUCUCCUAAUGAUUUGUUACCUCUGUACAUAGCAAAAGCAUAGGCAAAGGAUGAAUGUGUGAAUGCCUGGAUACGCAGUUGAGAAAUAGAGGCAGAAAUAGACAUGCACCAAUUAAAUUUGGAGCAAAGAGGUGAGUGAUUAAUGUGUCUUAAAUCUAGGCAAGUUAAAGUGAAACAGGUUCUUUGUGUUACCGGUACUCUGUCAGGUUAUUGAAUGUUGUGCUAGUAACACAACAUUUUAAAACCUUACUUACUUUUCUCGUACCAAGGCUAGUUCUGUGUAGACCAAAAACACAAACAGGAAAAAAGCAAACCAAGAAGUUGAAAGCUAACCUGCCCACCUCACCCCUGUGAUACAAAGUGUGACCCUCAAGGAUUGCUUAGUGGGAUUGAGGAGAGAAUUAUUCUUGGUGGAGACAUGAAUGAGAAAUGAUGCUGGCUUAGGAAAAAUUACAAGCCCUUUCUGCCCAUAUUGUGGAACAAACUUUCUUGGCUCCCUGAGUUCCCAUGUAGACUGUAUUUCCAGAAAGGCUAUUUUUUUACAUAAAUGAUCUCACAGAACUUAAGUGGGAUUUGGUUUAGAUACCAAAGACACUGCUAAUGUCAUUGCUUAUCCUUAAGUUUUCAGAACAGACAGAGGGAAUAGGAGCAAAAAGCCAAAAUUUGGAAAAGCUUUACUUUAUCUCUUUCCUUCCCCUUUCCCCUUUUCCCAGUCCCCUGCUUUGUGAAGGAAGUCUUCUUGGUUAUCCUGGCUUUGGAAAAGAGAUUUAUUUUGUUUUGCUCUGCUGGCUCUUUAAAGAUGGAUAGUUGCUCAGUGUAGCAGUGAUGUUCUUGGCAUUGCUGAGAAAUUUGGGGAGGGCAAAAGACAGGGGUAGGAUUUUUUCAUUACUUCCCUUUAUCUAAUACUUAAUAAAUAGAACCAAUACAGCCUAUAUGAGUUCAGACAAUAUUUAGAUUUGCUAUCUCCAUCUGUCUCCUGUAAAAGAUAAGAAUUUUCAAGAACAGGAUUAUGUGGAAAACCAACAGAUCUUUCCUUACUCUCUGUAAAUGUUUUGUUCCAGAAUGUUUUUAUAUAUGGGCUCUAGAGAGUCAAGUAGUUCAUUGUUUCAGUGUACUAUUGAUAGGACACAGAAAGGGGGAGAGGGUAAAGAAAUAGAUUGCUCUCUGAAUAUUGCAUUAAAAAUAAUCAGGUUGCAGAACUUCAUAAAAGCUUUACUCUAAUAAUCUUAUUGUUCUGACAUUAUGUAAAGGUGGUAUUAAUAUUGUAUGACUUUUCAAAGUGCUACAUAGAUUUAUAAGUAGGUAAUAGGGAUGUUGAAGGUUAGAGCACUUGAAACAGAAGUUCUGGGGAAACAAGUUGUAUGUAAUGGAACACUACUUUGAGCACAGAAUCAAAGGUCCCUUGGGUCUGGGAGGGAAGACGUGAUUUAUGAUUGUUUCUGUUUUCCUGAAUCUACCCACCCUGCACAGGGCUCCACCACCCAGUGCCACCUUCUGGUUUAAACCCAGGACAUUGUCAGAAAGUUAACACCCCAAAACUAAUUUACGUUAAAAAAUGUUAAGGUCUGCUGCAAAGUUUUCCCAUGUUUUCUUGGUUUACUUGUUCAUCAUUCUGUAAAUUAGCCACAGCCUCACAAGAGCAGCUUAAGGCUUCUUUCAUCAAUUGGCAGCAGCAUUGAGUUCUCAAACAUUAUAUCCCAAAGUCUGCAGGCAGACAGCUGGAUACAGUGCUGAGUUUCUUAAGAUUGGGAUCUCUUUCAAAUGAAAAAGGACAGAGCCAAGCAGAGAAAAGACUGUGCUCCCACCCAGCCUUAAUGAGUCUCAUGGUCUAAAACCAGGAAGAAAAGAAAUGCACUUUCAGAAGCUCAAAUGACGGUGUCUGCUACAAAAGCUGUAGUUGUAGGCAGUGAGGGGUUCCAUUCCUGCAUGAGUGUGCAGAAGGCACACACUUUCUAAGAGUAGAGUGGACUAGUGCCAGCCUGGAUGUGUUUAAAACUGCAAACAGUUGGCAAAAACAGGAUAGGUUGGUGCAGGGAGCAUAAUAACAUUGGCUUUUGACAACAGAAAUGGUGUAUCUUCCCUAAGGGCAGGCCAGGGAAAGAAAGAUUUCCAGCUUCUUACCUCUGCGUACAUGGGCACAUGUGCAUUGCUCAGUCCACAGGAGGUCUCACUCUGCAGGAAAAGCUCUCCUCCCACAUUAGUCUGUCCUUCCGUCCCCUCAUCUGUGGUCAUAGUGAAGGCUAGGUAAGUAAGCGUGGGCUUUUCCACCCACCGGAAGUCCAGGAGCUGUUGUAUACCUCAUUUCUAACUCGUGACCGAGUGACUUGCUUUGACUUUCUUGAAACCCUACAGAGUUGCCAAGUCUGCCCUCCCUCCUCUCAGUCAUGUUAAACUCUGGCCUAUAGCAUCAUGGGACCUGUAGCCUAGGGUGGGACCCCCCUGAAGCUUCUGAAUGUCGCUGCUUAAGAGCUACUGCAAACUGAGGGCAAAUUGCAAUCUUCUGUUCCUUUUUGUUGCAAGGGGUCUUCACAGGUCUCUUAACAUCCGCUUUCCCGGCCACCCUGCCUUUAGGGGCUGGCCAGCUAUCCACACCCCUACCCCACCCUGCGUUUCUGACAGCUGGCCACACGUCAACUUCCAUACUUGCCUUUUCCUUGGUGGGGUAGAGGCCAACCCCUUCUCCUCUGAGGCCUCAGGGUUCUGUUUCUUUUCAGGACUUUGGGUAGAAGGGAAGACACCAAAGGCUCCUUUAAACUGACUGCUGCAUACACAUUUCAUUUUUUUUCCUUUGACAUGACCAAAAAUAUCCAAAUAUUUAAGUUUAUUAUUAAUAUUAUUUGACAAUCUUGUAUCCAAUGGGCUCUCUAGAAGCUGCAUCCCCAGCCCUUUCACCUUUUCUUUGAAUGUAGUUCCCAACCUUCAAUUCCCACCCCUCAUGCUGACAAAAAGCUUAGCCAGGUCAUGAUACUGCUGCUAUAAGCCAGGGGAGGGUGGUUUCUUUGUUUUGUUUUGUUUUGUUUUGUUUUUAAAAUUUCCAGCCAAAACCAAAGAUUUCUUAAUGAUUGUAUAAACUCAAAACAAACAAAAGAACCAAAGAAAAGGGAAGUCUUCAGCAUCAGUCCAGUCUGUGGUGUCCUGGCAGUUGGAAGAGUGAGGCCAGGGAAGGUGGGCGCCCUCUGACCGGAUCAGAAAGGGCAGGCAAGCUGUUUUCCACCUUCCAGAGUCCUCACAGGUGCAUGCCCCUAGCUUUGGCCCUCGAAAACUUGUGAGCAUGCCCUGAAACAAAUUGGCAUUUCAAAUUUUCCAAAACAAAAGUCAAAAAAUCCCAUCACCACCAUCAUCCACCCUACACCAACGGGGUCACUAUGGGGACUUAACACAGGGCCUCAGGAGGGUGGGAACUGCUGGACUGGCCCGAGGACUCCACAGAGUGGGGGACGUUGAAGACACUGGUGCACGAUUGGCUGCUCUGCUGGGUGCUUUAACCUCUGGGGCUGGGCGAAUGCACGCCAAGGUGCCCUUCUGAGCCUUUUUUCUCUUUUCCUUUACUGGAACUGCUUGGAAGUGGCUGUCCUGUGAGAAAACAUGCAGAACGAUUAGCAAGCUUUUCAUUUCCCUUGUUUUGUUUCCUUUUUGCAGCACCACUGUGCAACUAUGCAUUGUACUUCACACCUUUUGUGCUAGGUAGAUGCCUGUGACUUUUUAAACUUGGGGGGAGGGGGGGUUGCAAAUGAAGGAACUUUUUACAUGGAUCUUUUUAAUCUCAGUUGAUUGGGGGAGGGGGGUACUUGGUUCUUGGGUCAUACAAGCUCUAUCCCAAAGCAAAAUCCAAAUGUUAAUAAUAUUAGCCUGAUGCAGAUACCAAAGAUAAUUUCUUUCCUGCAGAACCUUAGACUUGUGUAUUAAGUACGAUUACCCAGCACUUGCAUUAGUCUAACCUCAGUAAUUCCAAAGCUUAGAUGUAUAUUUUGGUAUAUUUCUGGGAUAUUAAAAAAAAAUGUCGUUUAACUUCUUGUUUCAGUGUAAUGCUCUUAAAGUCGUAGCAUGAAAAUAAUUGAACCUGUCCUAUUCUUAGUAGUUUGAAAUAGUAUUUUUGUAUGUUUUGGGUGUGUCUAUGUAUGUAUUAACAUAACAGUUUUCACUGCCUAGGUGUUCAUGAAAAAGAAAAUGAAACAGUUCUGAGUGUACAUAAUAUUCAGUAAUAAUCUCCCACCAGGUGUCAAUUUAGAUUGCAUAUUCCUCAUUACUGUUCGUUCCCAACGGGGAUUUUGUUUUCUUUUAAAGAGACAGUGAUCGUGUCUUUCUAAAGAUGUUUUGUUUUAAUAUCUUAACUUUUUCUUUUCUUCCUUUUUUGUCUUAAUUAUUAAUUCAGGGGUGUUUGUCCACUGUUGUCAAGGGAAGGGAACAAGGGGAAGUGGCCCCUUGGCCUCCGAGAACUUUUUGUUUUAUGUACUUUAAAAUGUGAGUUUGAGUUCUUCUUUGUGGAAACUUAAGAUGUGGUGUAAAUGAUUCUUUCCGAAAUUGUCCAGCAGCUUUAAUGAGGCAGUGACAAUUCUGAGGUGGUUUGUUGGGAGUCCUUCUACAUUUCUCUUAGAUAACUCUGCACUCUGGGUGGCUAUUGUGUAGCCAUACUGGCCCAGAGCGCCUGUUAGCCAAAUAUUUCCCCUCUGAUAGGAAUAUUUUCUAAGAAUCAGCUGAUAACUUGGUGUGCUGGACCUUGUUAUCUGUGCCCCUGGGAAACAUGUUUUCUUGGUUUUGAAAACCUGAAACACAGGCAACUUUACAUUUUGGGGAAUUAGCUGAUGCCUCCUGAGGCUUGAGGAGGUGGCGGGGAAUAUGAGCGGUGCUGUCUCUCUCAAAGUGCCCUUUAGAUGAUUCCCCUCCUAGGGCUGCCUGCAGGGGCUGUAGGCUUGGGAGAGAUUGUGUAGGUGACAGUGAAUCAGAAUGAAAUGGUAGAUUUUUGUGUAGAUGCAUUUGUCUGCUGUAAUUUUUUAUAUAUAUUAAACUUACUGUAACUGUACAGUUCCUUUCUGUUGUAAAACAUCAUUAAACCAUUUUCCAAGUGUUUUGA